Messenger RNA from Rattus rattus (black rat), 373 nucleotides. It is a transcript of the gene Atp5me, whose product is annotated as ATP synthase membrane subunit e. Gene Ontology annotation, biological process: proton motive force-driven ATP synthesis. The transcript has 4 exons. Bases 98 to 313 code for a protein of 71 amino acids. The record is from RefSeq and is a predicted model, not a curated record. Lineage: Eukaryota; Metazoa; Chordata; Mammalia; Rodentia; Muridae. Gene Ontology annotation, molecular function: proton transmembrane transporter activity.
GCUGCGGCGCAUGCGCUUUCCUGGCUUCAGGAGGCGUCUUGGCGUUCUUGCUGGCUUCCGCCCCAGGUGAGCUUCCGGCGCGGAGGUCACGGACAAAAUGGUGCCCCCGGUUCAGGUCUCUCCGCUCAUCAAGUUCGGCCGGUACUCCGCUCUGAUCCUCGGCAUGGCAUACGGCGCCAAGCGCUACAGUUACCUAAAACCCCGGGCAGAGGAGGAGAGGAGAAUAGCAGCGGAGGAAAAGAAGAGACUAGAUGAGUUGAAACGGAUUGAGAGAGAACUGGCAGAAGCUCAAGAUGUCAGCAUUUUCAAGUGAGGCGGCAGUGAUCUUGCUUUUCUCUUGUCGUUGAGGAUGAAUAAAGCUUCAUUGUGUGAU